UAAAUUCAUGUAAGAAAAAAUGUUCUGUUAAUUCCAUUAAUUUAAUCUUUUAGGGUAGUCCACCUUGGUAAUGUUCUAAAUACAAGACUUUUACAAAGAGGACACUAAGGAGUUGCCUGCGUCAAUGAAACGGAUCGUUUUCUUCUUCAAAACAUCUAAAAAAACAUCAACAUGACAAGUUCUGUAGUUCUUUUUAGUCUCGUUGUGAUGUUCUUGGGUAUUGUAACCUCUUUUACAAAUGAAACAGAUACUAAAGAUGGCAUAGUUGAGAAGAACAACUCUGAGUUUUUCACUGCAGCAGGUGAAGCAGUUUUGGAAGAGAAUUCGGCUGAGAAGAACAAUCUUGAAUUUCCCACUCUGCUAAGUGACUCAGUUUUGAAAGAGAAUCCAGCUGAGAAAAACAAAUCAGAAUUCCCCACGCUAGAAAAUGGCGCAGUUCUUGCUGAGAAUUUAGUUGAAAAAGACGAUUCUGAGAACCACACAAUUCCAGUUUUUGUAGAAAAUUUAGACGAAAACAACAGUUCAGAACCUUCCAUGUAUGAUGAUGAAUACAGCGGCAAGGAUGAAUUGUUCUUGUCGUGCGACAAAUGGGAUUAUGAUCCCACUGAAUUUGUGAUACUUCCAAACGGUUCAGCAUUCGUGUCAUCGAAAAACCUAACUUACGAAGAACCAUUUUACAAUGUAAUUAACAACUUUUUGGUAGUUUGCAUACCCGAAAAUAAUGGAGACACUAGCGAUGAAACGAAACCAGUCAGAUAUCUGUCUUUGACUGGAAUUGUCAUAUCGAUGGUGUGCUUAUCGAUGCAUCUUAUCGUUUUUUCCCUGGUGCCUGACUUGCAGAAUUUGCCCGGGUGUAAUCUGGCAUGUCUAUGUGCCUCUUUAUUGCUGAGCUACAUGUUCAUGCUCAUUGGUCAAGAUCGGGAAGAGGAUGGCUAUCCUAUCAUAUGCAUGAUAGCUGGUGUUUUGACCUAUUUCUUUUUCUUGGCUUCAUUUCUUUGGAUGUCCGUAAUUGCUUUUGAUGUGUGUCGCUCUAUUGUGUUAGCUGCUCGCAAAAUGAAGAUAACGAGGCAUGAAUUCAGAGUGAAAAAGUUUCUGUGGUACAGUCUCUUUACAUGGUGCACCGCCUUGGUGUUCACUGUAACUGCGGUAGUUGUUGAUAACGUGGAAGGGGUUGAAGGAAACUUUCGUCCCAUGUUCCGAGAUGCAUGCUGGUUCAAAGAGAAAGAAUCUCUUCUGAUAUUUUUUGCCGUACCCGUGGGUUUCCUUAUUUGCCUCAACGUUUUAUAUUUUGGAGUCAGCGCAUUCCUGACUUUCAAUAACCAAAUGAAAUCGAGUCUUGAAACUCAAGCUCAUAAUCUGAAAAAUCAUCUCUUAUAUUUUAGGCUUACUGUAAUCAUGGGAGUCACGUGGAUUACAGGAGUGAUAGCUCCCCUCGUGAAUGUCACGUGGGUUUGGUACCUGUUCGUUGUCUUGAACACUUUUCAGGGACUUUUCAUAUUUCUUGCGUUCACAUGUUCACCAAAAGUGAAAAAGUUCAUUCAACAGAAAUUGAUAAAUGUUCGAAGACCAUCACAGGCAACGCUAAAGCCAACAUUCCAGUCUUAUUGCAAUUAUUCAAGUUCGAAUGCGAAAACUUCAAACAAAGCCACCGUUUCUACAGAUACGCCUGUAAAGAAUGGCCUUGACAAAGCCACCGAUUUUGAGGAUAAGUCAUUAGAAAAAGGCCUAAAUAAAAUCUCCGAUUCUACAGAUAAGCCUUUAAAGAAAGGCCUUGAGAAAGUCACAGAUUUUGAAGAUAAGUCAUUAGAAAAAGGCCUAAAUAAAAUCUCCGAUUCUACAGAUAAGCCUUUAAUGAAAGGCCUUGAGAAAGUCACAGAUUUAGAAGAUAAGCUUUUGGAGAAAAGCCUAGACGAAGUAACCUAUUCUAAAGAUAAGUCUUCAGUGAAACCCCUAGUCUAAGUCGUCGACUCUACAGAUAACUCUCAGCUAAAGGAGGAUGUUGUAAUACAUCUGUAAUAUUUAUGGCUUUUGCACACACAUCAUUGUAUAUGAAGCAUUUGUACAAUGGAGUGUGUACGGAAAACACUAUAAUGGUUUGUAAUGGAUACCACUAUAAGAUAUGAUCCAUAACAUCGGUUCCCAAAUGGGUUACAGGGGUUCCGAGAAUUAGGAAUUUUUUUAAACGAGCAGUGUUUUUCAAAAUCUGUAAUUAAAUUUAUAUCCAAUUAAUAAUCCGUUAUUUAUUUAAUAUAUUCGUUAUUUUUAUGAAAUUACUUGAUUGAAAUAUUCGUGAAGAACGAAGUUUCAAAAGAACGUUUUUAUACUAACAAUAUAAAAAAUAAAUUACGAAAAGGAUAUUCUCUUGUGAAAAAUUCCAUUAGUAUUUCAAAUGGAAUAAAAAUACCAAAAUUCAAAAAAUAAAUAUAUGUUUUUCUGAGAUAUGUCUUCAAGUUUUUGCAAAAUAUAUGUAAAUAUAAUGGUUUCAUUACGUCAUUUUAGUAUGGUUCGAGGCGAUUUAAUAAUAUUCAUUUAUAUGAAUACAAGAUUUAUGAUUGAUGAUAUUUCAAGGUGUUAUGAGAAGAUUCCUUCUUAAUUUUCAUUUACAUGUUAACACGAUUCGCUAAUUCAUGUUGCCAUUUUAACAAUUCUUAAGAAUGUGAAGAGAAUAUGAAAGGUUAAAUUCCACAAAAACAAUUCAUUCAAAAUAUUAGCAUAAUUUUAAUAACCGAACAAGAAUUAUUAACAAACUUAAACAUUACGCUGCCGUUAUGAGACCAAGCUAUCUAGUAAAAGACAUAGUUUGUCUAUAGAAGAAAUCGUCACGAAGUCCAUACCGUCUGCUGCUAUAGAAACAAGAAAUAGCACAUUUCAAAGAGGGAGGAUUCUCUCUCCGAUCCGACACAAAACCUGUCUUAAUUAAUGACCCAACACCUUUACUAUAAAUAGUUAAACCUCGUAACCAUAGCCACAGCCAUUACUCCAGUCUAAUGACUGGGGGAGUUCUUUAUACAGACAAACUAUACAUUCCAAUUCUUCACCUGACGGAGGAUGUUUAUCACAGGGUUGGUUGCCUUUGCCUCAAUACACUCGCCAAGCUGGCGGGAGUAAAAACACUGGUGAGAAAUUGGUGGAAGAGAGUGGGGGAAAUUACUGGUGAGAGUGGCGAGCACUAAAAAAGUAUUUAAAUGUUACAUUUAAAUGUAUAAUUAUUUCAUUUAUUUUGUCAUUUUCGUGUGUUGUGACAAUAUGCCUCGUUAGCUUUUUCGUAAUGUUAUAUAUAUUCAAGAAUUGCUAAUAUACGAUAUAUUUUUAAUGUGUUGUGACAUUAUUAAAUGAUAACUUUCAAUAA
Molecule: messenger RNA, 3349 nt
Organism: Parasteatoda tepidariorum (common house spider)
Lineage: Eukaryota; Metazoa; Arthropoda; Arachnida; Araneae; Theridiidae
Product: G protein-coupled receptor Mth2
Biological process (GO): G protein-coupled receptor signaling pathway; cell surface receptor signaling pathway
Cellular component (GO): membrane
Molecular function (GO): G protein-coupled receptor activity
Source: RefSeq, a predicted model, not a curated record